Messenger RNA from Actinia tenebrosa (Australian red waratah sea anemone), 4320 nucleotides. RefSeq lists its product as uncharacterized. Gene Ontology annotation, molecular function: RNA endonuclease activity; ATP binding; protein serine/threonine kinase activity. Gene Ontology annotation, cellular component: IRE1-TRAF2-ASK1 complex. NCBI's taxonomy places the organism in Eukaryota, Metazoa, Cnidaria, Anthozoa, Actiniaria, Actiniidae. The record is from RefSeq and is a predicted model, not a curated record. Gene Ontology annotation, biological process: protein phosphorylation; intrinsic apoptotic signaling pathway in response to endoplasmic reticulum stress; IRE1-mediated unfolded protein response.
UAGAGCUGGUCAUGAAGCCUUCAGAUAUUAGAGGAUGACUACUGAUAACUGGACUGAACUUCCUGAUCUGUUGCAUCUUGCCGUCAUUAACAGAGACAAGAACGAGAUUAGAGCAUUGAUUGAUGCUGGUGCUGAUGUCAACAUAACUGAUAAUGAAGGCCAAACUGCUCUGUUUUAUGCUGUCCAACGAAGUAACGAUAAGAGUGUGGUUCGUGCUUUGAUUGAUGCUGGUGCUGAUGUCAACAUAAGUGAUAAUGAAGGCCAAACUGCUUUGCUUUAUGCUAUCCUACAAGGUAACAACGAGAGUGUGGUUCGUGCAUUGAUUGAUGCUGGUGCUGAUGUGAACAUAUCUGAUGAUGAUGGUGCAACUGCUUUGUUUUAUGCUGUCAAACAAAGUAACAACGAGAGUGUCAAACAAAGUAACAACGAGAGUGUGGUUCGUGCAUUGAUUGAUGCUGGUGCUGAUGUCAAAAAAACUUAUUAUUUUGGUCGAACUGCUUUGAUGUAUGCUGUCCAAGAAAGUAACAACGAGAGUGUGGUUCGUGCAUUGAUUGAUGCUGGUGCUGAUGCGAGCAUAUCUGAUAAUGAAGGCCAAACUGCUUUGUUUCAUGCUGUCCAAGAAAGUAACAACGAGAGUGUUGUUCUUGCAUUGAUUGAUGCUGGUGCUGAUGUGAACAAAACUUAUAGUUUUGGUAAAACUGCUCUGUUAUGUGCUGUCAAACAAAGUAACAACGAGAGUGUGGUUGGUGCAUUGAUUGAUGCUGGUGCUGAUGUCAACAAAACUGAUAAUGAUGGUCAAACUGCUUUGUUUCAUGCUGUCCAAGAAAGUAACAGCGAAAGUGUUGUUCGUGCAUUGAUUGAUGCUGGUGCUAAUGUCAACGAGACUGAUAAUGAAGGMCAAACUGCUUUGUUUCAUGCUGUCCAAGAAAGUAACAACGAAAGUGUUGUUCGUGCAUUGAUUGAUGCUGGUGGUGCAUCCGUCAAUAUGCAGGAUGUUUAUGGGAGAACGCCAUUGUUUUACGCUCUCAACUGUCCAAAGUCAGCUCGUAUUCUUGUUGAAAAGGGACAAAAACAAUACUUUCAUUUGAAGGAUAACUGUAAUUGCUGCAUUUUAAACUUUUUUGUUGAAAGACAUUUUUUCAAUGAUGAUAUUAAACACACUCUUUCAAAAAAUAUUCUCUCUGACUUUCUGCAAUUGCUUGACGAAUGUGGAGUACAGAAAAUAGCAUUUGCUGAAGCAAUAUUAAAUAUGGCAUUCUGUAAGUUACCUUUAAUGUUCCUAAAAAGAUCAAAGUUAGAGCAGAAGAGAGAUCAUAUUACUAAAGCCCUAAAACAAGCUAGUCAGUUUAUUGAUGACGAAAAGAAACUGGAAAUAUUGAUUAAGCUGUUAAAUGAAAAAUGUACAAAUGGAGAAGGGGUACCAGAAGCUUUACGAUUAUUGGUUGAGUUAGGUGCCGAUCCUAAUAGUGUUGAUUUUUAUGGUAAUACAGCCCUUCACUAUGCGACUUGUUUACCGUUGGUGGGUGUCCCUCAAGAGAUUGUGAUGGAGAUUUGUCUUCAGCUGGAGAACUUUGAUGUACAAUUUAACUCGCGAAAUUACAAGAAUCAAACACCUCUUCUGUUUUGUUUGUCUGGACAUAUGCGUAUCAUGUUAAAAGAAAAUCAAAAUACGUCAGCGAUCCAAGCAGUGGUUGAAGUCUGUAAAGUUUUGUCAAAACACGGGUCCAGCAUUGAAGAAAGGACUCGAAGUGGAAAAACUGUUUUUCAUUUAAUACUAGAGCUUUUCCAGCAAGUACUUUACUUAAGUGAUAAGACAGUAAGACAAGAUGUCUUGCAUGAAGCAAUGAAACUUUUGCAAUUAUUUACACCUGUAAAAGUAGCCAAAACACAGAUUAUUAACAUACGUGAUGCCGAUCUCAACUCACCACUACACAUUUGGGCAUCACUAGAAUUACCAUCACCUCAAGACUAUACCAGUAAUGUUACUGAAGAUCUCACAUUUGAGGAAUUCUUACAAACAUUAUUAAACUACCUCGUAAGAUGUGGAGUACAACUGAAUGUCAGAAAUGGUGCCGAUCAAACUCCUUUACAUUUGUGCAAGACCUGGAUAGCUGUUAAUCUGUUGCUUGAUGCUGGAGCAAAGGCUAACGAUGUCGAUUCAUCAGAAGCAUCACCUCUAGUUGUGGCAGCGCGAGCCAAUAAAAAGUGGUCAUUAGUUGAUAGUCGGGGUUUUCUUUAUCCAGAUGUUUUAGAGUUAAAAGAUCCAAAAUCCUUAUGGGAAACUGCCAUUGACAAGGAACUUGAUCCAUGGACAGGGGACAAAGAGGGUGAGUCAGUUUUGAAUAUUCUCAUUAGACACAAUGAGUUUGUUCUUGCCAAAGCUUUGGUGGACGUGGCUCGUAAGCGGAACUACACUCAGUCCGAGACAUUUGCUGUUGGUCUUUUGAAUGCCAUCUGUAAAGACAAAUCAACACACACAAAUUGGAAAAGCAUUCUUGUCCAAGAUAUUUUGAAGUCAAGGAAAGGUCCCACAACUGCGUCGGAAUCACUUCGUCUUUGCUGUAGAAAUGUAAUAGAAAGUGGGAUAUUGGAUGAUGAUAAAGCGGAAGCGAAGUCUCCCUAUACAGCUAAUGAAGAAGAAGAUGAUGAUGGGCAGCCUGCAUCAAAGAAAAGAAAGGACACAUCAAUCUCUUCAAUACAAGCAGAGAUUGAACACUCGUCUGUCCACUGUGAAAUCUUGAAGAUCCUUCGUUUGUAUGGAGCUGAUGGCAAUUCUUGCUUGGACAUGGCAAACUCUUCUGAUGCUCUUAAAGAACUCCUAACCGAACCCUUAGAUAUUAACACAGUGUCUGUACUCAUUCCAUGGACUUCUACGUCAAAGAAAUAUGAAGUAAAAUUGGCUAAAGUUGCUAGGCGACAAGAGUGCGAUUUGAUCCAUGAGGAAUUUUGGUGUCAUAACGAACACGUAGGAAGUGGAUCAUUUGGCCAUGUAUUCAUUGGAAUCAAUGAAAAGGAUGGCAGAGAAGUGGCCGUCAAGCGCAUUGAGAAAUUACGUAUGCAGCGCCCAGAAGACAAACGAGAGAUUACAAAUCUCACAGCGCUUGCAGACUGCGAACAAAUUGUUCGUUAUUUGUAUUUCUUUGAAGAGGAAAAGUUUUCAUACAUGGUUUUAGAACUGAUGGAAGGAAAUCUUGACGAGUACCUUACUGAUGGUUCCACAUUUGACGCCACAAAAAGUACUCAACUUUGUCAAGAUGUGGUCAAGGGGUUGAAGUUUCUUCAUGAGCAGAAUAUUAUUCAUCGCGACCUGAAGCCAGGGAACAUUCUCUACAAAACACAUCCUCAUCUUCGUUUGAAAAUUGCAGACUUUGGUCUCAGCCGUCGCAUUAAUAGUAGCGCAACCACAGUGUAUGGUACUAAUACAGGAACGAGGUGUUGGAUGGCUCCAGAAGUGUUGAUGAGUACUCCCAAUCAUUCCAAGGCAUCCGACAUGUUUUCAUGUGGACUUGUUCUUCAUUACAUUCUGUCAAUACAAAAACACCCAUUUUCUAAGAACAAUAGUCAAAUGCCUCAUGAAAUAGAAACCAACAUGACAAAAGGUAAAAUAGAAGGAUGGGAUGACUCUCUUUCUCCAGAAGCUACUCACCUAGUCAAGAACAUGCUUGGUAGUGAUGAGAAGGGUCGACCAACGGCAGGGGAAGCUUUGGAUCAUCCAAUGUUCUGGUCAAAUAAGAAAAAAGUCGAUCUACUUGUUGCUGUUGGAAACCAGACAGUAUUUGAAUACCCACGUGCAGGAAGAUCAACUUGUCUAUCUGCUGUGGAGACCAACUUGGAGAAAAGCUUUAGUACCAUAGUUGUGCAUGGAGUGUGGAAUGACCCAAGGUAUAAGGACAUGCCUCAUAUCUACGCUGAAAUGACGUCCACAAAGAGAAAGUCUUACGAUACUUACUCUGUAGUAGAGUUGGUGCGGUUUAUACGAAAUGCUUACGCACAUGUCUCUGAAGGCACACGACCAACAGCAGUCAAAAAGAUGUUACUGGAAGACUUUGUGUUUCUGGAGUAUUUCCCUCAUCUUGUGAUGGAAGUGUACAAUGUCAUGACCGAUCAUGGAUGGGACCAAGCAGUAGAAGAAAUCAAGUAUGCGAUGAACAAGUAAAAGGUGAUGACUAUCAUGUACAGACUGUGUGAAAGUACCAGUGGCACAGAGAAACAGGAGACACAGUACGAAACAAGAUUAUUAUUAAGGGACCAUUGAUAAUUGAUUUAGUACGUAGGGGAGGGGAGGGGUAUCAAUCAGUAGGAUAGACAAGACACAACACU